UGAACAAGAGCCUAAUUUACAGUCAGAGGCAAACGGCCUUUCUGUGUCCUAACUCACAAUCGGAUGAAAUACAAUGCAACAUUAGCACAGAAGAAGCACGCGAUAUGCGCCACACACAGUCCACCAUCAAAACGAGCACAGAAUGGAAAAACACUACAAGAGACGAGGCUUGUUUACCGUGUUUGGUGUCUCCCGCAAUCGGACACCGCGAUUAAUCUCGGAGUGAAAACUGUCUGGAUUUCAUCCACCCGCCCGAGCUGUUUUUCUUCCUCAUACUGCGUGUUUCUCGGUAGUCACGCCUCUUGUGCAGCGAGACUCGAAGCGUUGCCAAUGUUGACUACAAUGGCAUCAACCCUAAAAGGAAAUGUCCUUCAAGACCAAACAAAAAUGAAUAAUCAGUCCACAGAGUCAUGCUCUUCACUCAGUGUUGAAGAAACCAAGGAGAUCCAAACUUUGAAGGCUUUACUGCAAGAAAGCUUAAGAAAGCGAUAUGAAGACACUCCAGACGGCAUUCCUCUGAAGAUGUAUGAGUCAAACCGGACACAUUUGGAUGGCCAGAUUGUCCAUGAGAUGCGUGAGCUGGAAAGACCCUACAAUGAAGACGUUAAAGAUGAAAAUGUCAUUAAUUAUGAAGAUCUCCUGAAGCCUCGUUCUUCUACAGACGGUCGUAUACGCACCAUUAUGAUGAGAGGAAUAUCUGGAUGUGGCAAGUCAACAGUUGUGACGAAGUUUGUUUUAGACUGGGCACAUGGCAGAACACACCAGCACAUUGAUUUUGUGUUUCCUCUUCACCUGUGUGAGCUGAACAUACUACAUGACAAAAAACUCAGCCUGAUAGAGCUCUUAGAUCUGAUCUUUCCAAAGUUACCGAAGCCAGAGACCCUCGAACGGUCUCAGAUCCUCUUUAUAUGGGAUGGACUUGGUGAAUUUAGAUUUCUUCUUAAUUUUAAGCGCACCAAGGCAUGCACUGACCCAGUGUCACCGGUCUCUGUUAUCUGCAUGCUGGUGAAUCUUCUCAAAGGGAACCUUCUCCCCUCUGCCCAGAUCCUGGUCACUUCAAGGCUAAAAGAUGCAGGUCUAAUUCCUCCAGAAUAUAUUCAGAGGGUGGUUGAACUUCAUGGGCUUGAUGAUUUGCAAUGGGAAGAACAGAUCAGAAGUGAUGUGCGUGACCAAAACUUUGUUGCAAGAGCGACUGUUCACGUGAAAUCAUCCAGAUCCCUGUACAUCAUGCGCUCCUUGCCAUUCUUCUGUCAGAUGGCUUCCACUGUUUUAGAAGAGAUUUUUAGUAACUGUUGCAACAUAGAUCCUCCUCUCACCCUAACAGAGAUGGUCACACAUUUCCUCCUGAUUCAAAUGAAGAGACAUGAGGAAAAGUCCUCUAAAUCAGGCACUGAGGAGAUCCUGAAGUUGGGUAAGCUGGCUUGGCACAUGCUGCAAAGGGACACGUUGACAUUUAUAGAGAAGGACCAGAGAGAAACCAAUACUGAUCCUCUUCUUCCUGUCAAACUCUCUGAAGAUUGGCCCAUGUUUUUCAGAAAACAGGACAUGAUGGGUUUAGGGAAGAUGUACCGCUUCACACAUCCCAGUGUCCAAGAGUUCCUGGCAGCAUUGUAUGUUGCUGUGCAUUAUGAACCCAGCAAGGGAAAUGUAAUGUCUUUUACACUUGCAGAAAAAGCUAAAAAGUUGCUCAGUCCUACAGACGUACCACCUGAUAUGCUCAGAAGAGCAGUAGACAGAGCUUUAAGGAGCAAAACUGGCCAACUAGACAUCUUUCUCCUCUUUCUCUUGGGCAUCUCUGCAGGUCCAAGCCACAGGCUCCUGUCCAGCUUUUUCCAAAAUACCUCUCUUCAUAUAAGGACAGAGGAUGUAGUCAAAAAUAUUUUACAGAAAAUCAAGGCAAAGCCAGUAUUUGAGAUCUCAGUUAAUGUCUCUCGCUGUUUGGAGGAGCUUGACGUAGCCGUGCCUUUGGUUCAGAAUCGAGACCAGGUUGAAUUUCAGACAUAUGGGGACGUCCACGUCACUCCUUCAGAGUGGUCACAUAUAGCCACUACUCUGCUCACCUCUGAGGAUCCCUCACUGACAUUUGAUGUCAGCGAAUACACUAAUGCAGAUGAAGCCAUUAUGAGACUACUGCCUGUCAUCAAGAUCUCCAGAGUCCUCAGACUGGAUGAGGCCACAGAUCUGAGCUGGGCAUUGAUCGCCUCAGCUCUGAGAUCGCCAGCCAAUCGUAUCAGAGAGAUCUACAUCGAGAAGAACGCCUUCUGUUAUAUAAACUUGAGCCUAUUAUCCGAUGGUAUGAGAAGCCCUAAUUGCAAAGUGGAGACACUCUGGUCACCAUAUUUUGGUCGUCAAAAGGAUGGUGACCAACUGUUCUCCGGGAUUUUAUUGAACCCAACACAUUUGAGAGAGCUGAAGCUGCUGAACUCAUUCAGAAUGAGUGAAAGGACAGUGGAGAGCGUCUCUCAAAUCUUAAUGGACCCGGAUUGUCGCAUGGAAAAUCUCACUUUACAAGGAAUAGAAACCUUAGAGAGUUGUAAGAUCUUGGCCGCAGCUCUCUGUAGCAGUUCUUGUCGUCUGCAAGAGCUGGACUUGAUCAGAUGCUGUCGGGAAUCUGAAGAUCAGGCUUUACAGCUUCUGUCGGAGGCAUUCAGACAUCCGAACUUCAAAAUAAGAGUUCUGAGGUUGGAAGUCUGUUCUAUAAAGCAAGAAACGGCAUCAGCAUUAUUCUCUGCGUUUCAAGAGAACCCUUCACACCUGAGAAAACUUGAACUAAGUCUCUUUUUGUGGUCGAGUCUUGAACUUCAGCAACUUUUCUCUCUGCUGGCGGAUCCUUGCUUCAAACUAGAAACAUUGCGGAUAGUCCACCUACGUCAAUUACAGGUUGAUUCUCUUGAAACUCUGGCUUCAGUUCUUGGAUCUUGCAGCCUCAGAUCUCUGGAUCUCAGCAUGUGUGGUCUGACAGAUUCUUAUGUUGAGCUGCUCUCUGCUGGACUGAGUAACCCUGGCUGUAAACUGGAGAUACUCAGGAUGACACACUGCAGCAUCACAGAAGCAGGAGCUGCUUGUUUGGCGAGGGCUCUCUCUUCCAACCCAUCACACAUGCAGGAAAUAGACUUGAGCAUCAAUCCUGUUAAAGGCCCGGGAUUUGACCAGCUCAGAUCCGUUUUGGAAGAUCCAGCAACACGAUUAGAGAAAUUAAUUGUGGAUGGCCUAGAGGAGCAGCGUGACAUGGAAACUCUACAGCAAUAUACGUGCAAGCUGACUUGGGAUCCAAACACCGCUUCUUCAAGUGUGCAGGUGUCAGAGGAAGAUGAGGCUCUUGUGAAACAUCGCAGAAACCCAGAACCUGAUUCACAUCAUCCAGAAAGUUUCAAAAAUCAAGACCAAAUCAUGAGUCGGGAAGGUCUGAGCAGCCGUCAUUUCUUCCAGCUGGAGUGGUUUGGCAGGUGGGCCACUAUUGGAAUGGCCUAUAAUGAUAUAAGCAGGAAGGGAAGUUCUGCAGCCUGUAGCAUAGGACUUAAUAAUAAAUCCUGGGGCAUCUUGGUGAGUACCCCCUCUUCUCUCUGUAAUGCUCUUCAUGGAGGAGUAGAGAUGCGUCUUCCUGACUGCUCACCCUGGAGAGUUGGAGUCUAUCUGGACUGGGCGGCAGGAUCUCUGUCCUUUUACGACACCACAGAUGACAAGGCUGAACUCAUCCACACUUUCCAUGCUAAGUUCACUCAGCCUCUCUUUCUGCUGGUCAGUAUUAGUGCUGGGGUGAAGAUCUUACCGGACAUGUCUCCUCCUGUCUGUGUCCAUGACCACGAUCCUUGGGAUAUGUUCAGGGGCUACAAGGAAUGUAAGGGAUGUAACGGAUCAAAGGCUUGCUAGAUAAACCAAUGUGCUCUCUAUUUGUGAAAUAUCUGAUGGUAGUGUUUUUAUCCAUGAUCAUUUGGAUUUCAAGGACAUAUUAGGAAAGGAUUCAUCAAAUGUACUUUGACAGAGAGAGAGAGAGAGAGAGAGAGAGAGCAGUUGAUCCACAAGAGGGAGACAUUCUCUCAUAAAACCUGAUCUUAAAAGAAAAUGAUCAUUCUUCCAUCAUUUACUCCCCCUCAUGUCUUUCCAGAACUGUAUGACUGGGUUUCUUCUGUGGAACACAAAAGAAGAAAUUUUCCAGAAUACCAAUCGUUUUGGUUCCCACUGACUUAAACUUUAUAGACCAAAAAAACACAUUGAACAAAACUGUUUGGUUCCCAACAUUCUUCAAAAUGUUGUCUUUUGUGUUUCACGGAAAAAAGUAAGACAUACAGGUUUAAAACGACGUGAGGAUGAGUAAAUGAUGACCGAAUUAUCAUUUUUGGGUGAAUUAUCCCUUUAAGAUCAACAGUAUUCAAAAUAUAUUUUGCACAUAUAGUCAGUUAAACAGGUUUGCAAUAACAUGAGAAAAUUAUGACAGACUUUUCAUUUUCAUUCAUCAACUGUCUCUUUCAGUACAGUGAGGUGGUUUUUAAGUGAUCUAAAAUUAAUAUUUUAAGUUUUUUACUGGUUAGGUUACAUUGAUAACUCCAACCGACAACAUAUUUGCUGAAUGAAAUCCAAUGCUACUUUCUAACACUUUUUUUGUACACACUAAAAAAUAAUGGUUCUUCAGCAGUUCUUUGUGCAGUUCUAUAUAGCACCAAUAACAUGCAAAUAACUUGUUAAGCCCCUAAUUCUUAGUGAUAUUAGUUCUCUAAUAUCCUAAGUGUCUUAGCUUAAGUUGGUGAUAGGAUUAGAAAAAUGACAUUAAAAUACUGUGAUUUUCCUGAACACAAGGCAGGCACAUAUCCAAAGCCUCCACGCAAGACUUUUUGACCUCACAAUUGUUUUUGGUGUGGAUGUGAAGUCAGAUAUAUACCGAAAUUUU
Messenger RNA from Carassius gibelio (silver crucian carp), 4885 nucleotides. Its product is annotated as protein NLRC3. Bases 64 to 3870 code for a protein of 1268 amino acids. The record is from RefSeq and is a predicted model, not a curated record. NCBI's taxonomy places the organism in Eukaryota, Metazoa, Chordata, Actinopteri, Cypriniformes, Cyprinidae. The transcript has 11 exons. Gene Ontology annotation, molecular function: protein binding.